Daucus carota subsp. sativus is the source of this 432-nucleotide messenger RNA. RefSeq names its product 2S seed storage protein 1-like. The record is from RefSeq and is a predicted model, not a curated record. The coding region runs from base 1 to 432 and encodes 143 amino acids. The transcript has a single exon. Gene Ontology annotation, molecular function: nutrient reservoir activity. Lineage: Eukaryota; Viridiplantae; Streptophyta; Magnoliopsida; Apiales; Apiaceae.
AUGGCUAAAGGCAUAACUCCAACCCUCCCUGCCUUCUUCAUCGCAGUUUUUUUAGUCAUCACAACAACCGCUACCACCUACACAACCACCACCAUCACCACCACCACAAACAACGAAACACCGAUCAACAGCAAAUGCAAGAUAGAGAGGGGAGAGAUCAAAGACUGCUUGAUUUAUUUAUCACCGGAAGGUGAUUUCUUUUUGGACGAGUGCUGCUCACAGUUAGAAGAAUUCAAGUCCGAGUGCCAAUGCAAGGCACUGAAAGAAGUUGUGUGGCAAAUAGAACACCAGAGGAAAAGUGAUGGAUAUGGAAUGACGCCUGAAGAAAAGAAGCAGAUACAGGAAAUUGCACAGGAUCUUCCCAGGCGGUGCUACUUGGAUUUUUCUGGUUCCUGCACGAUUAUGCCAGAUCAACCUGCAGCUACUUAUUAA